GUAUUAAUACAUAUAAAAAUGUUUUUGUAUUGUAAAGUCUAAGCGCUUUAUACCAUACAUACCAUACAUACUGUUUAGUAUUGUAUUGUCAAACACAUUGACUUUCGGGUCUCGAAAGAUAUAUAUACUAAAUAGUGUCUACAAUCGGGUGAAUCACGAGACAAUCACCGAUAGUGACCACCACUGCCACCACCAACAACCACAACCAUGGCCUGUGUGCUAAUGGUAGCCGAAAAGCCAUCGCUGGCCCAAUCGUUGGCCCAAAUCCUAUCCAAUGGUAAACUCCGGACCCGUAAGUCGACGGCCAACAGUGCCUGCAGUAUACACGAGUAUCGGUCCUCAUUUCGUGGCCAACGGGAUACGUUGUUCAAGUUUACAUCGGUUUGCGGACACGUUAUGUCAACGAAUUUUACCGGCAAAUACAACAACUGGGACGCCAUCGAACCGGUCGAACUGUUUGACUGUCCAGUGGUCAAAGAGGAGGCCAACCCGAAGCUAAAUAUGUUGAAAUUUUUGCAGAAAGAGGCCCGCGGAUGCGAUUAUCUGGUCCUAUGGCUCGACUGCGACAAAGAGGGCGAAAAUAUUUGCUUCGAAGUUAUCAAUGCUGUCGAGUCGUCGAUGAAGAUAUCGUUCGGCAGUCCGCAGACUGUAUUUCGGGCAAAGUUUAGCGCAAUUACCGAAAAAGAUAUCAAACAGGCUAUGAGUUCACUGGUAUUACCGAAUGAAUUGGAAUCUAUGUCUGUCGAUGCCCGACAAGAACUAGAUUUGCGUAUUGGAUGCGCUUUUACCAGAUUUCAGACCCGAUUUUUUCACGGAAAGUACGGCGAUUUGGACAGUUCGCUGAUAUCGUUCGGUCCGUGUCAGACACCGACACUCGGCUUCUGUGUCGAACGACACGACCGAAUACAGACAUUCAAACCCGAACCCUAUUGGGUGUUGAGUGUUAGUGUACAGUCGACUACUGGAAAUACGGCACCGAUAGCAUUGGAUUGGGACAGGAGUCGAGAGUUUAGCCAAAAUCAAGCGAAAUCCUACUUGAAUUCAGUAAAAUCGCAAAAAAGGGCCAAAAUUUUGUCCAUUAAUACGAAAGACAAGACCAAAGGUCGCCCGAAUGCCUUGAAUACUGUGGAACUGUUGAAGAUUUGCAGCUCAGGUCUGGGCAUUGGUCCGCAUACGACAAUGCAAAUUGCCGAACGACUGUACACUCAGGGCUAUAUCAGUUAUCCUCGAACUGAGACCACCCAAUACCCGAGUAAUUUCGAUUUGAUUGGUACGUUGCGUAUACUAUCGGCCGAUAACAACUGGGGUCAGGAUGUCAAGCAGCUGAUCGAGUCGGGAAUAUCCCGACCGAAAGGCGGUCACGAUGCCGGCGAUCAUCCGCCUAUUACGCCGAUGAAGUUGGCCCAACAACACGAACUAUCCGAUCGGGAUUCGUAUCGUAUUUACGACUAUAUUUGUCGACAUUUUAUCGGCAGUAUUAGUCCGGAUAUGCGCUACAGUCAGACAACGCUGACAUUUGGUAUCGGUUCGGAAACAUUUUCAAAACAAGCAUCAAUGGUAACUGAUCCCGGAUUUACCCGAUUUAUGACCUGGCAGGCUAUUGGCAACGACCAGCGUAUACCAUCGAGUCUACGGGUUGGCGACGAAUUUCUGAUAACUGACGCCAAACUAGUCGAACGUAUGACUACACCACCCGAUUAUUUGACCGAAUCAGAACUGAUCUCAUUGAUGGAAAAGCAUGGCAUCGGUACCGAUGCUUCCAUACCGACUCAUAUCAAUAAUAUUUGUCUAAGAAAUUAUGUUAAGAUAUCGACUGGCCGUCGGCUAAUUCCCACACAAUUGGGUAUUGUUUUAGUUCACGGCUACCAGAAAAUCGACAUCGAUUUAGUGCUGCCAACCAAACGGGCAGCGCUGGAAAAACAAUUGAACGAAAUAGCAGCCGGUCGGGCCGACUUUGAUCGGGUACUUAACAAAACUAUCGAUGAAUUUUGCAAGAAAUUCAAAUAUUUUGUCGAUAAUAUACCGGCAAUGGAUCAACUGUUUGAGGUAUCGUUUUCAUCGCUGGCCGAUUCGGGUAAACCGAUAUCCCGAUGCGGUAAAUGUCGCCGCUAUUUGAAAUUGAUUCAGGCCAAACCGCAGCGGGUCUAUUGCGCCACUUGUAACGAUACGUAUUCAAUACCGCAAAACGGCUUAAUUAAGACCUACAGGGAGUUGCGCUGUCCUAUCGAUGACUUUGAGCUUCUCUACUAUACGAAGACAGGAGGCGGCGGAGGAGAUAAAAGUUUUGUACUUUGUGUCCACUGUUUUAAUGAACCGCCAUUCGAGACGAUGCCGAAAGCUAGCGGCUGUAAUCAGUGUCCGAACGAUGAAUGUCGACACUCAAUGGUAGCCAAUACGCUAACCGAUUGCCAAAACUGUCGACACAAUGGCCAGCUAGUAUUGGAUCCGGGUUCGGGUCCGCCCACUUGGAAGAUUGCCUGCAAUAAGUGCCAGUUUUCGAUGUCGGCCUUCAAAGAUGCACAAAAAGUUACGGUCGAACGGGAUUUGUGUCAGAAAUGCGGGCGAAAAUUGUGUUCAAUUGAAUACAAACCGGAUAAGUCUCGGCUGAAAGACGGUAGUCAACAGUUUCAGGGAUGUGUCUGGUGUUCGGAUGAUUAUUCAUCGCUGGUUCAGGCAAUGGACAGAUUGCAGAUCAACUUUUCCAAUAGAGCUACAGCAGGAGGUGCUGAUGGCGGCGGCACUGAUGGUCAUUAUAACAAUCAUUUUGAUUCUGGACGUCGCGGUGGCGGCGGUGGUCGCGGAGGAGGAGGAGGAUAUGGAGCUCCAAGAAGUAGAGGUAGAGGUCGUGGUGGACGAGGAAGAGGAGGAGGAGGUAGUAGUUUUGGAGAAGACGGUGGUCGCGGAUCUUCCAGAGGAGGCGGUAGAAGAGGCAGAGGUGGUCGCGGAAGAGGUCGAAGAGGAAGAGGUGGUGGCGACGAUAGCGGUGACGAAGACUAUGGCUAUUCAGCACCGAAAGGAGCGAUGACUCUCUCGGACUUUCUCUGAAUUAAUAAUUAAUUAAUUUUUUAAUUAUUUUGUUUUCAUAUUUUUUUUUUGUAUUUCUAAUUGUAAUUUAUUUUUUAA
This is a messenger RNA of Oppia nitens, 3123 nucleotides long. RefSeq names its product DNA topoisomerase 3-beta-1-like (gene Top3beta). The coding region runs from base 208 to 3045 and encodes 945 amino acids. The transcript is spliced from 5 exons. Gene Ontology annotation, molecular function: DNA binding; DNA topoisomerase type I (single strand cut, ATP-independent) activity. Gene Ontology annotation, cellular component: nucleus. Lineage: Eukaryota; Metazoa; Arthropoda; Arachnida; Sarcoptiformes; Oppiidae. The record is from RefSeq and is a predicted model, not a curated record. Gene Ontology annotation, biological process: DNA topological change.